AUGGCUCGUCAACCCAAUAUUAUUAUUCCCCGGCGUGAUCAUCAUCAUCAUCAUCAACAACAACAACAACAACAACAAGAGACUGUGAUCGAGAUCAAGAAAUCCGUGAACUUCACAGGAGGGCUCGAGUUCUCAGGCCUGACCUACACAGUGACUAAGAAGAAGAAGGUUGAUAGCAGCUGGGUGAAGGAGAACGUGGACUUGCUUCAUGGCAUUACUGGGUACGCACCAAAGGGUUGUAUCACUGCAGUGAUGGGUCCUAGUGGUGCAGGCAAGUCCACCUUCUUGGAUGGUCUCGCUGGCAGAAUUGCGAGUGGGAGCCUCAAGGGAAGGGUGUGUUUGGAUGGCACAGAUACAAACCCUACGUUGAUCAAGAGAACUUCUGCUUAUAUCAUGCAGGAAGAUAGGCUCUUCCCAAUGCUCACUGUGUAUGAAACUUUCAUGUUUGCUGCUGAUUUUCGAUUAGGUCCUCUUUCUCUUGCUGAAAAGAAGCAGAGAGUAGAGAAGCUCAUUGAGCAGCUUGGCUUAUCAUCAACUCGAAACACGUACAUCGGAGACGAAGGAACAAGAGGAGUGUCUGGCGGAGAGAGACGUCGAGUGUCCAUCGGCGUCGACAUCAUCCACGGACCAUCCCUUCUGUUUCUCGACGAGCCCACUUCCGGUCUGGACUCCACCAGCGCUCACAGCGUCAUCGAGAAGGUCCACGACAUCGCUCGAGGCGGCAGCACUGUCAUCCUCACCAUCCACCAGCCUUCCUCCAGAAUCCAGCUCCUUCUCGACCACCUCAUCAUCCUUGCCAGAGGCCAACUCAUGUUUCAGGGUUCCCCCAAAGACGUCGCUCUCCAUCUGGGUCGCAUGGGACGCAAAGUCCCCAAGGGAGAGAAUCCAAUUGAGCACCUCAUUGAUGUGGUUCAAGAGUAUGAUCAGUCUGAAGUCGGUGUCGGAGCUCUUGCUGAGUUCGCCCGCACUGGAGUGAAACCCCCUCCGUUGUCUGACCAGGAAUUCUCCCUCUCCACCGUCGCACAGUCAACCCCAGGUCGAAACCCUCGCCACGAGGACCGUUCCAUGGUCGAUGAGUUUGAUCACAGUCUGAGAAGCUCCCAUACACCCAAGUCCCGGAAUACCGGCAAUAGUGUAUUGUUUCAAAAGCUUACACCUUCCCGCUUUAAGAAUGAACAUAGACUGCAAAAUAAUCCUUUACGUAAUGCUUCGCCUGGGUACUAUACGUACUCGAACGAGAUCCUCCCAGCAACACCAACGCCACAUAGCAGUGACUACACAGUGAAUGAGAACGACUAUAUGACUCCUCCGGAUGGCAUGCUAAAGCAUCUGGGUCCGAAAUUUGCGAACUCUUUCAUGGCGGAGACAUGGAUUCUGAUGAGGCGGAACUUCAAAAACAUCCGCAGAACACCUGAGCUUUUUCUCUCCAGAUUGAUGGUGCUCACGGUGAUGGGCGUCAUGAUGGCCACCAUGUUCAGGAACCCUAAAGAAAACGCGCAAGGAAUCACCAACCGCCUCAGCUUCUUCAUCUUCACUGUCUGUCUCUUCUUCUUCUCCUCCAACGACGCCGUGCCGGCAUUCAUCCAAGAACGAUUCAUUUUCAUCAGAGAAACUUCCCACAAUGCCUAUCGAGCUUCCUCCUACACCAUCGCCGGCAUAAUCACCCACACGCCUUUUCUUGUUCUGCAAGCUUCCGUCUACGCCAUCAUCGUCUGGUUUGCUUUGAAGCUGCAAGGCCCUUUUCUGUACUUCGUGCUGGUUCUCUUCGUUUCUCUCCUCUCCACAAACUCGUUUGUUGUUUUUGUGAGCUCGGUGGUCCCGAACUACAUACUGGGUUAUGCUGCUGUUAUCGCUUUCACUGCUUUGUUCUUCUUGUUCUGUGGCUACUUCUUGAGCAGCAAGGAUAUUCCUAUCUAUUGGCGUUGGAUGAACAAGAUUUCGACCAUGACUUAUCCUUAUGAGGGGCUUUUGAUCAACCAGUAUCGGAACUCAGAUGUGUUUGGAUCAAGCCUGGACGGGAUAGAUAUUACAGGUUUUGAUAUCUUGAACAGUCUUCAUAUAAGUACUGAUUCGUUUAGGAAGUGGGAAAAUGUGAUUAUAAUGUUGUUCUGGGCCGUCCUAUAUAGGAUUUUGUUUUACUUGGUCCUUCGCUUUGCUUCUAAAAACCAGAGGUCGUAGACAAUCAUAGAAGGGAAAGAGCGAUCGACAAAUCAAAAUUUGUUGAAGCAUUUCAAACAAAGGAUUAUUGCGUCUAGCAGACACUGUUUCAUCUGUUUUCAAUAUUAUUACAUUUGGUAGCAACCAUAUA
Prosopis cineraria is the source of this 2308-nucleotide messenger RNA. RefSeq names its product ABC transporter G family member STR2-like. The coding region runs from base 1 to 2178 and encodes 725 amino acids. The record is from RefSeq and is a predicted model, not a curated record. Gene Ontology annotation, cellular component: membrane. The transcript is spliced from 3 exons. Gene Ontology annotation, molecular function: ATP hydrolysis activity; ABC-type transporter activity; ATP binding. Lineage: Eukaryota; Viridiplantae; Streptophyta; Magnoliopsida; Fabales; Fabaceae.